AUGGAGGCUUUGGAAAUCUUAUCAUCUCUAUCGAUGCUGUCAUGUAGUAUUUUCGGUGCACUCUGUGCUAUUACGUUUAUCAUUAUUGUGAUAUAUCAUCCUCAAUUUCGAACGACGACUAUUCUACUUGCAUUCAAUUCAGCGAUUGCUGGUUUGAUAAUCAAUGUUACAAGCGGUAGUCAAGCUCUGUAUCAAUUGAAUUCCGAUGGGAACGAUGCACUGUGUGCAUUUCGCGGCUUUCUUCUACAUGCUGCAACAGGCCUUUUGUAUCAAACAUUGUGUGUGCAAACAAUCUAUCGACUGUUUGUCGUUGUCUAUGCAACACGACGGUAUCUUCAAUCGAAGCGAAUCAUAAUAUCUAUUACAAUAAUUCAAUGGCUCAUCUCAAUUACUUUUGCUAUUCCUGCAUUAACCUUUGAUCGAAUUGUUUAUCAACCGGGUAGUCGUAUCUGUCAGGCAUCUCUGAAUGAUCUUGUUAUCUUUUUAUACUUGUCUAUGUUCAUCUUUUUCUGCCCACUUGCCAUUAUUGUACCGAUUUACAUUCGAAUUGUGCAGUUUACGAAACAACAUUCGUUUGUAACAAUUGCUAAUCAACGACGCAAACAACGGGAAAUCCGUCUGAUUCGUCGUCUUCUCAUUAUUGUGGCUAUGAUUUUCUUCAUGAGUUUUCCGUACUUAAUCUUCUUUCUUCGUGCUCAAUUUUUUGCGAAUGCACCAACACUACCAUAUGCACAGCGAGUCAGUUUUGUUUCCAUUUCAUUUGGUUACAGUGCAUGGAUGUUACUCAACAUCCUAUUCACGGAUAAAGUGCGUAAAUAUCUGAUCACCAAAUUACAAAUCUCAUUAACUUGUGCGAGACACAUACGAAUAGAACCUCAAACGAACACCCAUUGA
This is a messenger RNA of Adineta ricciae, 894 nucleotides long. The record is from the annotation of a GenBank genome assembly. NCBI's taxonomy places the organism in Eukaryota, Metazoa, Rotifera, Eurotatoria, Adinetida, Adinetidae.